AUGGAUGUUUUGCGACGCAUCAUUCCGCGAAAAAUGAAACGCGAUCAGUACUCGUUCGAGUUGCUCAAAAGCACGUCGGCGAUGGAAUUAUCGCGGCGAGACUCGUCGACGACGCCGCUUCCGCGACAUUUCUCGCAGUACGACAGUAUUCAGACGGCGCCGUCGUCGCAAACGGCCAUUUCCAAGAAGAGCGAAGAAGUGAUCGAUGUUUCCGAUGGCGAAAUGACGGAAGUCUCAUCGCUAAUUGGUUUCGUUGCGGGACCCCGUGAGCCGAGCUGCAGUUCAAGAUUCGCUCAAGAAGAUCCGCUUCAUGAGAAGGCCAUCAACGAGUGUCAUGCGAUACAAGAAAAGUCCGAUUUCGCCGAGGGGGUGCUGCUUAAGUGCAUUGAUAAGAAGCCUCUAUUCCCAUACCUCCACUUUGCACAAUUUCGAAAUCCCGACCAUUUGCAUCGAAUGCGACAAAUCGCCGAGUGCGUUCGCGAAUGUUCACCCACGCAGGGCAGCCUUUACGGCUCCUACGACGAAGUGUACAGUAUCCAGAAGACGGCGACCGCUGGCGAAUGCCGUCUGCCUGCUCAUCGUCAUGCCGGCUAUAUUGUUAUCGGAUUCAAAUUGCUCGACGAUGCAACAAAGCAGCAAACUCUUGAGAAGACAUGGCUCUCGUGGUCGGGAGCACGAGAAAUCUACAAACAUUCACCGAGAAGCUGGAAUUUGCGGCGGAUUUCUCUCAUGAAAUGCCCAUCAAAUUUCAGUCCCCGAAAUGGUGGAGCAUCAAGACCAUUCGCCUAUAUUCUGAUGUGCGAGUAUGGAUCGAUUCUGCACCCUUCGAAUACUAUUCAAGCAUUGGAUAUUUGCGAAAGACUGAGAGUUCGAAAUUGUGGGCAUAUCGCCUUAUACCAGGUUCACACUGCGUAUUCGAAUCCGAUUCCUCGUCAGUCAACUAGCAAUUCACCAUCGCGUUCAUCGCCCUUCGCGAGUCAAUCAACAACUUCAAAACGUGCUCAGAUGAUGCGCGGAUUUUCCCAAGACGUCGAUGUUCAACAACAAAUCGAGAUGAGCUCAAUGGCUCGUCGGAAUCGAAUGCUCCGUACUCGUGAGCGCAGUUUCCAGUAUCCCGAUGAAUACUAUCAUUCAUCAUAUCAUCAUUCCGACAUGCAGGAACCACUCUAG
Molecule: messenger RNA, 1170 nt
Organism: Caenorhabditis bovis
Lineage: Eukaryota; Metazoa; Nematoda; Chromadorea; Rhabditida; Rhabditidae
Source: the annotation of a GenBank genome assembly